This is a messenger RNA of Didymodactylos carnosus, 600 nucleotides long. The record is from the annotation of a GenBank genome assembly. Lineage: Eukaryota; Metazoa; Rotifera; Eurotatoria; Philodinida; Philodinidae.
AUGACAGAAAACGCGCACACAGUGGAAAAUGAAACUAUUGGAAGUGAUAAAUCAAGAGCGAGCACUAUCACUAGUGUGGAUGAAUUAGUCGUAUCGAGUGAACCAGAUACACGAGAUGUUCCGUGUUUAACGUUUAGAUUUUGGUGUAUAGGAUUAUUAUUUUCAAUUGGUAUACCGUUUGUAAAUCAGUUUUUUUUCUAUCGUACACAUCCGCUACGUAUGAAAUCAAUGUUAGCUUUACUUCUAUCAUAUCCGCUCGGUCUGUUGAUGGCUCGUAUAUUACCAAAAAAAUCUAUUUCAUUCGGUCGUGGCUUGACAGUUUCCUUGAAUCCGGGACCCUUUAACAUAGUGGAACAUAUGUUAAUUGUUUCAAUGACAAGUACAGCUAUACGUCAAUCGUAUUCAAUCGCCAUAUUAACUGUUAUAAAACUAUUCUACAAAAAAUCAUUAAAUUAUGGCAUUGCUGUGUUGUUUACGAUUAUACCGCAAGUGCUAGGCUACGGAAUUGCAGGUACGAUCAAGUGCAGAGCAAGGCUCCACUUGACAUUUUGUGAAACUUCUCCUCUGAAAGAGCAGCAUAUUCUGGCUUUAGUGCCUUGA